GAACGGUUGGUUGUAGUUUCUAGUUUUCAUUAUCUCUUAUAUUAGACGCAUAUCUCUUGUAAUAUAUUUGAGCUGUGAUGUGUGAUCGCUACAUGUAAAUCGCUAUUUUUAUUCUAAAGAUUUCUCUGUGUGUCAUACACAAUUAAAAACGUUUCCUUUAAUUUUCUACAAUUAUUUUUAAAUGAAUACGUGAUCGCAUACUGUACUGGAAAGAAUUGCCAUUGACAUUGUUUACAAUUAAAGCUUUUCUUACAUCCCUGAUUUUUUAUAACCUUAAGUUGACAACAAAUAAGUUGAGAUAUGAAAUCCAUUUUGUUUGCAAUUAUACUUAUUAUGACAUUCUCAAAGGGAAAAUCGCAAUUCUGGCAAGACAUGUCAUUUCUUCAAGACCAAAUUCUAAAACUUUUUUUUCCUAAGGAUCCUGGUUUAGAGAGAGUUAGAAGGAUGGAUCCAACCGAAAGAAUAACAAUCAAUGCAAAAAUAUUGGAUUUUAUUGGCAUGGUAAAACCAUACGGUUAUCCUGCUGAAGAACACCGUGUUACAACAGAGGAUGGUUAUAACUUGAUAAUACAUAGGAUACCUGGAAGUCCAUUACUGGAUAACAAUGCAAAGAAGGAAAUUGUAUUCCUUCAACACGGUAUGUUGGGCUCAUCAGAAUGCUGGAUAAUGUAUGGUCCCGGAAAAGAUCUUGCAUUUCUAUUAGCUGAUAAAGGAUAUGAUGUAUGGUUUGGAAAUAUGAGAGGAACUACUUACUGUAGAUCGCAUGUGAAUAUGACGACAAAUGAUCGCAAAUUCUGGCAGUAUAGUUUUCAUGAGGUUGGGACAAAAGAUCUGCCAGCUAUGUUCGAAUAUAUCUUAAAAUAUACAGACCAAAAAGAUUUAUACUAUAUCGGUCAUUCAAUGGGAACUACUUCAUUAUUCGCUCUUCUAUCAACAAAACCGGAAUACAAUAUAAAAGUAAAAAUGGCUAUUUGUCUUUCUCCAGUUGUUUUUUGGAUAGAAAUAUCACCUGAAGUAUACGUAAUUGCUGAGGCUUGGCCGACAAUAAAGGAAAUUUUAGAAAAGCAUGAAAUAUUCGAUGUUCUCCCACAAUCUUUAACGAUCGUUACGUUAGCAAGAACAUUUUGUAAAGAUAAUUUGAUAACUCAGAAUAUUUGCGCUACUAUACUUUUCCUAAUUGGCGGUGCGGAUUCAGCACAGCUUAAUACUACAAGCCUGCCAUAUUUAUUUUCUCAUUUUCCAGCUGGUACUUCUGUACAACAAUUUGAUCAUUAUUACCAAAAUAUUCGUACGAAGGAUUUUCAAAACUUUGAUUAUGGAACAAAUGAAAAUUAUAAGCGAUAUAAACAAGCAAUACCCCCAAGAUAUGAUCUCAAAAAAGUUACUGCUCCAAUUGUUUUAUUUUUUGCAGAAAAGGAUACGAUUCUUAGAAAAGAGAAUGUGAUUGAACUUAACAAACGCUUACCAAAUGUUCUUCUAAUGGAAAAAGUUCCAUAUAAACUUUUCAGUCACCUAGAUUUUAUAUGGGCAAUCAACGCUAAAACUCUUUUAUACGAUCGUAUAUUAGAACUAAUACAAAAGUUUAAUACUAACUAAAAUGUACCUGUAAAAUAAAUCUGAUGAAUAUAAAUCUUUAUCUCACUCUA
Messenger RNA from Solenopsis invicta (red fire ant), 1646 nucleotides. Its product is annotated as lipase 3. Gene Ontology annotation, molecular function: hydrolase activity, acting on ester bonds. NCBI's taxonomy places the organism in Eukaryota, Metazoa, Arthropoda, Insecta, Hymenoptera, Formicidae. Gene Ontology annotation, biological process: lipid metabolic process. The record is from RefSeq and is a predicted model, not a curated record. Bases 301 to 1596 code for a protein of 431 amino acids. The transcript has 9 exons.